AUGCCCAACUCAGAUGUGAUUCGACGCCGUGCCUUUCGCCGAACAGACGACUACACACCGGGCACGCCGAAAGUGAAACUUGUGGAGGAAGUCCUACCUCCCCUUGGACCUACAUCUGUGCUAAUCAAAGUCCAUGCCGUCGCUCUUAACUAUCGUGAUGCGAAUAUUGCGAAUGGGGGCAAUCCGUGGCCAGUCAUACCAAAUGGGAUACUGUGCAACGAUGCAGCGGGGGAAGUCAUCGCCAUCGGUGACAAAGUCAAAACACUAGCAGUUGGUGAUAGGGCUGGACCUAUUAUCGAUACUGAGAAUAUCUCAGGCCGGGAGGUCAGCCGUUCAUGGUUAGCGGCGGAUGAAGAUGGUGUUAUGGCAGAUCAUAUCGUUUUCGACGAGAAUGUUCUCUGUAAACUCCCAACAUAUCUUGAUUGGAUUGAGGCUGCUACUAUUCCCUGUGCGGGAGUCACUGCUUGGUCAGCCUUGAAGGGAAUGAGUAUUGGGCAAACUGUUUUGAUUCAAGGCACUGGAGGUGUAAGCGUUUUCGCACUUAAACUUGCGAAGGCCGCCGGUCUUCGAAUUAUUUUAACAUCUUCGAGCGACGCGAAACUCAAACAAAUGUCAGACAAAUACCCAGGUAUUCUGACUAUCAACUAUUCCACGAAUCCGGAGUGGGAUCAAGAAGCCAUGAAGCUUACAGGCGGCGAGGGGGUGGACAUUGUUGUAGAGAGAUGUCAAGUCGGAUAUCUGUCGAAGCAGGAUCCUGCCGAUCUGCGAGAGCUGGUUCCAACUAUCAUUGAUCGCAGGAUUAACCUGAGAGGUAUCAACGCCGGCUCAAAGCACGAUAUGGAAGAUUUUUGUGCCGCUCUUUCAGCAGCCCAAACUGGUCUUCAUGAUUUGAUUGACAAGGUCUUCCCAUUUGAGCAGGCUGAUGAUGCUGUUGAGUAUGUUUGGCAGGGUAAACAGAUUGGCAAGAUUGUUCUCCGUCUCUAG
Messenger RNA from Penicillium waksmanii, 984 nucleotides. RefSeq names its product zinc-dependent alcohol dehydrogenase family protein. Gene Ontology annotation, molecular function: oxidoreductase activity. The coding region runs from base 1 to 984 and encodes 327 amino acids. The transcript is spliced from 3 exons. The record is from RefSeq and is a predicted model, not a curated record. Lineage: Eukaryota; Fungi; Ascomycota; Eurotiomycetes; Eurotiales; Aspergillaceae.